Saccoglossus kowalevskii is the source of this 3781-nucleotide messenger RNA. Its product is annotated as ladybird homeobox corepressor-like protein. Gene Ontology annotation, cellular component: transcription regulator complex; nucleus; cytoplasm. The record is from RefSeq and is a predicted model, not a curated record. Gene Ontology annotation, biological process: negative regulation of BMP signaling pathway; negative regulation of transcription by RNA polymerase II. Lineage: Eukaryota; Metazoa; Hemichordata; Enteropneusta; Harrimaniidae. Gene Ontology annotation, molecular function: DNA-binding transcription factor activity, RNA polymerase II-specific; SMAD binding; RNA polymerase II cis-regulatory region sequence-specific DNA binding.
AUGGCACUGUCGCCAGAAUCCAGUACAGGCUCUGCACAUGCGGAUUCAGGUAUCAUGGUAACUAUUGCGACCACAUCACCUCGUCAUUCGCCUUACUCCCAUUCCAGGGAAAGCGACGAUAGCGCCAAGGAAGAUGAUCACCCUGACCCGGCCUGUGAUGCGUCAGCCAACCCCAAUCCAAAUAUAUGCAGGACUGUAAUUCUGAACGGCGUGCCCAUCGCUUCGUUGGUUAUUGACAGGGCGGAGCGUUUAUGUUUGGCUCAGAUAUCUAACACUUUACUCAAAGGGUAUAGCUACAAUGAAAUACACAACAGACGCGUGGCUCUCGGAAUCACCUGUGUGCAAUGUACCCCAGUACAACUUGAAAUUCUCCGCAGGGCCGGGGCGAUGCCAAUCUCGUCAAGGCGAUGUGGAAUGAUCACCAAAAGAGAGGCAGAACGUCUUUGCAAAUCUUUUCUAGAGGAAACCACGCCUCCCAAGCUUCCAGAAAACUUCGCCUUUGAUGUGGAGCAUUUUUGUGCCUGGGGUUGCCGGGGUAGCUUUAUACCAUCUCGCUACAACAGCAGCCGCGCCAAAUGCAUCAAGUGUGCAUAUUGCAACAUGUAUUUUUCCCCAAACAAGUUCAUAUUUCACUCACACCGCACACCGACUUCAAAAUACAACCACCCGGAUGCAGCUAACUUCAACUCGUGGCGCCGGCAUAUACAACUGACCGGUAAACACUCUGACGAACUGAUGCAUGCCUGGGAGGACGUGAAAGCAAUGUUCAACGGGGGGAGCAGAAAGCGAGCGCUGAGCGGACCCCAACACCAUCAUCACCACCAAUCACAUGCUUCAUCUUCGUCAUCGUCGAUCACCUCUUUUGAUUUCGGGUUGAACAGCUCCCAGCCCGAGAAGAGGACCCGGUUAGACUAUGACCAGCAAACCAUGCGAAAUAACGCAAUAUCACGCCCAUUCAGCUACCCUCUGAUACCAGUACCUAACAAAUCGUAUGCGAUGCAAGGAGACACCAUCAUGCCAAAGAAAUCGGACAUGGCCGCGGCAACGUCCCCCUCUUCUUAUCCUGCCAUGGACUUAAUAGCUAAAAAGCAUCUAUCGCCGACUUCGUUAAAACGCGGGUUUUCUGAUAUGAUGUGGGGCGGGACGAAGGAAGUGUACCCUAUGAACAACCCGUGGACAAAGACAUUCGGAAUGGGAAUCGGAAGUUAUUAUCCGGCGCCGAUCACAAACGGCGGCAUGCCGUCAUACAAGGGACAGACAUACCCCAUGCACCAAGCCACAGAAAGAAACAAGCUACUAUCGCCACAGCUCGCAUCGCCUCUGUCGGACGAUGUCGACCUCAACAGGCGAGAAGAUGAUGAGAAAUUUAACCCCUGGGACUUGGAAAUGAGGAAGAAACACGCUGAAAAGGGUGAUAAAGUAGGUGACAGUGGGGAGAGCAGCAACAGGAAGGUUACCAAAGAACAGCAGGACGCACAAUAUGUAUCUGCUUUUCGACCCGUUAACCGAAAUCACUCGUCAGACAAACUACUCGUUCAAUCUAAAGAGCUCGCUCUCCAAGACGGGAAUGACCAGUCGCCAAACUAUAAUACAGUCCGUGAUAACGAUGAGAACAUCAGACCAGACCUAUCUGACGACAACUUGAGUGACGACGAUGACGUCGAAGACGAAGAAGACAACCACGGCCACAACAACAGCAGCGAUAUUGACAUUGUGGAUGAUGUUUACAAAAUGUCGACACCGAUCGAAAUAUCACUGCAUAAAACCAACAACAACAACAUCAACAACAACGACAACAAUCGCCCUGGUGAAGCUGAGACAAACGAAAACGACGACGAAGCUACCCAGCACCAUGGCGAAGAAAUGGAACACUUGAUCAUGAAUGAAAAUGAGAAGAAAUCGCCAAAUUCUGUGAAAUGUCCGACCGAAGUAGCACCAGUAUCGUUAUCGAUCACAAAACUCCGGCAUUCCCCUGUGAUUGGACAGGUUUCACGACCCUUCUGCGAUGUGACGUCACACUGUUCAUCCACUGGGCCUCUGUCAGGUGUACGUGUCAAGACUCCGCUGGGUAGAAGCGGGAGCACACCAAAACAAGAAUCCGAGGCCGGAGACGGGCUUCAGCAAACUCAUGUUCACACUGCAGUUAUUCCACCAACGGACCUUGUCUCAAACCAGGACAGGGAUUCGCCCUCACCGGAUUGUCUGAACCACAGCAGUGAAAUUGACAGGCACAUCGAUAUCCGAUCUUUUCAAAGUAAAUGCUCCUCAGAAAAAGACAUGACUUCAAUGGACAAAGGCGAGCUAGAAAACGCACUGCGAAGACAAAUUCAGCUUAGGAAGAAAUUUGAGCAAGAGUGUCAGCACCUAAAAGAUACCUUUCAAAAUCAAGUGAAAAGAGAGCUGGCUUAUCGAGAGGAGAUGGCUCACCAGUUGCAAAGAGUCCGAGAUACACUGUGCCACGAGCUCGAUCAAGAACGGAAAGCUCGAUUGGCUAUCCAACAAAAACUGAAAGGAGACGAAAUGGCAUUGGCUCAACACCUUCGAAAGUCAUCGCAGUCAGUGACUGACCGCUCCGAUAUCGACCGUACCUUCGCCUACUGGAGGCUGGCUAUGUUCGGUGCCCCGUGCUUACCCACGCAGCACUGGAGAGCUAUGGUACCAAUGAGAAUGAACGGCGACGCGAGCACGGAUCAUCCGUCAGAACUCAACCUAUCUUCUUCCGAGAACAGAAUAUCAACAGCCAGAACAAUGGAACUAUACGGGAACACAAGACGGACGUCUACAAUAUAAUACGACUGAAUGCAUCAUAGCAACAGAAAUAAUCAGAUUCGUUUGAUUUCUUCGCGAAUCCGAGAUAGAGAGUUCGGCGUCAUCUGCCACGUGGUUUCAAAAUGCGCAUGCUCAGUUUGUUAAACCGCUUUUCUCGAAAAUUGGGGGGAAAAGACCGACUGAUGUAACACUGAGUUGGAUUUAAUGUACAUAUAUUCUCCGUGUUUAUUUUUCGAUGUUUUUAUGAAGUGCAAUAUUUAUCUUAUAUUUAUACAUAUGGAAUCUGAUAUAUAUUUUCUGAUAGUACGAAGUGCGCAUGCCCAGUAACUAUGCCGUCUGAACAUGUAUUGUAUAUGAGUAGAUGUUUUAUUUUUUAUUGCGUAAUAGUUCAGCAUUGAGUGUAAAUAUAUGUUGUUGUACUACGACGCCAAGUGUUGCAAGAAUAUUCUAUCAUACAGAAUAAUAAAAAACAGAAUUUCAUAGCCUUUUUCUCAAAAUCAAAAUUCUGUUUUUUAUUAUUCUGUAUGAUAGAAUAUUUUUGCACUUGGCGCGCCGUAGCUGUACUUUGAUUCAGCUUGUAAGAUUUUAAAGUUUCCGGUGUUCGGAGGUGGAAACAUAAGCAGUUACUCACGUGUGCUUAGAGCAAUGUCUGUAAGAUUGGUUAAUUGCGAAGAUCACGUUUUUUUUUAUAGUUGUGCCAAAGUCUUUUUAUAUCUUUCAAUAAAGAGGAUCUAUGUUUCACUAUUGCCUGUCCGAAUGUCAUAUUGACCAAUCGCCCAGUCUAUAUGCCCCUGCUAUGCAAGGAGUGGGUUGUUCGUGCCUCUGGCAUGAGAAUCCAACGAAUUAUAGUUCGGACAGACUCACAGAGAAUCUUAAGUGACUUGGGAUGCAUGAGCCCAAUUUAAUUUAAAAACACUUGCGGUGACAUCUACUUGAAAUGUAUUAUAUUCUGAAGAAGAGUAGUAUGUGUAUUAUAUUAUUUAUUUCAAUAAAAUAUAUGUUUCUCUCGUAA